Messenger RNA from Periconia digitata, 4167 nucleotides. NCBI's taxonomy places the organism in Eukaryota, Fungi, Ascomycota, Dothideomycetes, Pleosporales, Periconiaceae. The record is from the annotation of a GenBank genome assembly.
CGCAGGCAGCGCGGCAUCGCAGGGGGCGCGGCCGACGCGACCUUGACCCAUCGAAACAUAUUAGGCUGGCAUCACCAGACACACUCAGCAGGAUUCGACAGCGCCUCCAUCGCCGUGAAAAUGGCACAAGGUCACAAAGAUUACUCUGCGCCUGUAACACCGUUGAAAUCUUCGACUAACAUCGAAUUGGACAGUGUAUUCAGUAAUGCGAAGACAAGCUUCCUGGCCACGCUGACACCGGAGGAACGACGCAGUUUUUCUCCCUGCAAAUCCGCCGACGAGCUUCUUACAGAUAUUCGGGCCCUCAACCACCUACCCAAAGCUCGGAGAGGACUGCCUAUGAUGACUAAGAUUCAUAGAUUUAGCGAAUGCUUGUCGCCAUACUUUAAAGUUAUCGAGAUCGUCUGUCAGUCCAAUCCUGAGUGGUCUUGUGUGGCUUGGGGCGCCUUUCGCCUUGUUCUCCAACUUGCCUCGAAUUUUUCUACAUUCUUUGAAAAGUUGACUAAGUUGAUUGAGAAGCUCACAACGAGGCUACCUCACUAUACGGAGUACUAUGAGUCAGUCAUUUUGACCCCCAAGUACCGUGUCUCGCAUAGACUUUCAGAUUCCUUGAUGCGAUUUUAUGUCGAUAUUCUCGAUUUCUUUCAGGCAGUAGGCGGCGUAUUCACAAAGCCGUGCGGGAAACUCAAAAGAACACCCGUAGUUAUUGCUGAGCUAAUGUGGUGUCCUUUUGAAACUCGCUUCCAAGAUAUUCUUGAGCGAAUGAACCACCAUCAGUCUGUCCUCAAAGAUGAACUGCAACUAGCGUUCAUGCAGACUAUGCAACACAAGAUGGAUUCCGAACAGAAGGAAGCUGAACGGGCCCGGCUGGAAUCAGACCUCGAGCGGAAAAGAGCCGAAGAUGCGCGCUUGGAAGCGCAUAGAAAUAUCAAACUCACGAACGAUAUCAAAGAACUGUUUUCUGAGCAUGCGCAACGCGCAUUUCGUGCCCAAGUCGUAACCUGGCUUGCACCCCCGCACUUUAAACAGAACUUUGAGAAUGCACUGGAGGCGCGAGAGGAAGGUACCGCAGAGUGGCUUUUUGAAGAUCCAAAAUAUAGGAGAUGGGACUCCAUGUCAGCCAGUAGGAGCGAUAGUCUUUCGGAUUGCAUGCUCUGGAUCCAAGGAAAUCCAGGCUGGGGCAAAAGCGUCAUGGCUGCUUCAACUGUCGAGGAAUUGGAAUCCAAACAAGCAUCAAACGGGACCGAACCAGUCAUAUGCUAUUACUUUUUUAACGAGGAAGAUACCGCGGCGGCCUCUUUUGCUCGCACUAGAGUUUAUCGGGCGAUUGCAUCCCAAAUAUUUCAGAGAUGCCACGGUAUGGAAGAGAUCCACAACAUUUACGCACUCGCGAAUGAUGGAAGCAACUCUGUAGCUUCGGAGCACGAACUUCGGGAUAUACUCAGCAUGAUCAUUCCACUGCUAUCGGAAUUCUAUUUAGUCUUGGAUGGUCUGGACGAAAUGUGCGACGUAGACAAGUUUUUGGCUGAUCUCCGCGGUCUGUGCAGGGCAUCUUCGGCGAAACUUGUAAUGUUCAGCAGACCCCAUGUAGCCCCUCUUCGCGACAUUCUUUCCUCGCAUCAGACCAUAACUAUGAUCCGGAGCAUAAUGAGCGUUGACAUACAUGUAUUUGUCAAACAUCAAAUCGCGGACCUCAACGAACGAAAUAAGUUCCCGGCAGAUACAGACCUACUCUCGGUAGAGAAUCAGAUUGUAGAACGAGCCGAUGGGAUGUUCCUGUGGGCAAGGCUGAUGAUUGGCUACUUGAGAUCUCCCGCUCUAACCAAGUCGCAAAGAAUGUCAACCAUCUUCAAGACCACACCCAUCGGCUUGCGCCAAAUGUACGACAGGAUAUGUGACCAGAUCAAAUCCAUGGACCACCCUAGCCAGCAGCUUGCACUUACGACCUUUAACUGGAUAACUUACGCCCAAAAGGACCUGACGGUUGAAGAGUACAGCGAGGUGGUGUAUUGCGAAACGCAGCAAGAAGAUCUGGCAGAAAAGAAGCAGUUCAUAGACAAUUCUGUCAUUGUUGUAUGCUGUGGCCUGAUUGAGAAACGUCAUGACAACAUUCUGCGGUUCGUUCAUCUCACUGCUAAGGAACAUGUUCUUUCCGAGGAGUCCAAAGUAAUGAGCCACAUUCUAUCGCCUGCCUCAGAAGCACACGCUGAAAUCGCAAGCCGGUGUCUGUCAUACUUGCUCUACUCUAUUCCAGCUCAGCCACUAGCAGGACGUCUAUCUAGUCCAGCCAGUUCGACUUUGCUCCAAGAAGAAUGUCCCCUUCUAUCAUAUGCAGCACUGUACUGGCCGAAACACACGCUUGAAAGUAUCGAAUCCACUCGGGCGUAUACUACAAGGCCAGAAAGACGCGAUGAGGUAGCAGAAAUGUUCAACCUGAUCGACAGAUUUUUGAACCACCCAGGCAACAUCACAGUCUGGAUUGAAGCUUCCUAUCUAUUCGGAAAUGGCGUUCCCCUAUGUACAGUGUUGGAUAUUCCGUCUGAGCUCCCCGCGUCCUCCAGCGAACCUACAGACUUUGGCGAGUUUUACCCGACUCUGAAAACUUUAGGAUUGUUCAAGAAAGAUGUAGAGCAGAUCAAUAAGCACUGGAGAAGUAUCCUCAAGGAAUGGCCACACCGAAUCUGGGGCGACGUUUCCUCCUUCACCAAAAGCCAAUUCCUCGCCCAGAAUCAGACGGACGCCAUCGCAACGUUCGCGCCUUCUCGAGAAGAUCACCCGACUAAGCAAGUAGAUCCCAUUUUUUGCAUAGCAUCGAAAAACAGCAGUUCUACCAUGAUUGGAAAGCUGACUAUCUUCCCUUCCAUCGCUUUCGAGGAAGUGUGGAGAAGUAAACCUGUGAAAUAUGAAGAAAACUGGUUUGAGUCCUUCGACGACACACGACUUCUGGAGCUCUGCAGUGGGUGGUCCGGCCAAUACCAGAUCCAUCGAAUUGGAGAAGAGAACGAAACGCUACUCUCAGAGCAUUUCUCUCUAAGCCCUGACGAGAUCCGUCUCCAGAUGCAGUUUUCGUUCAGGCUUUCCGUAGUGAGAGCCUGGAAGUUCAAGUUUCCAAUGGCUAUAAGCUCGGAUCUGAGCACCAUUAUCAUCUUGAGGACUUUCAUUACAACCAAUCCAGCUUUCCAGAGGUCGAAUAAGCAGGACAGAAUCCUCACGGAUGUCGCGAAAUUUGACGGUUCCGAGCGUCUGUGUCGCACAUGGUCUAAAAAGGCCAUCAUGCCCACCCUGUCCUACUUUUAUGAAUGGGCAUUCAGUAGCGACAAUUCUUAUGCCAUAUUCAGAGAUUGGGAUAUGCAUACUUCUUUCGGCUCUUUGGUCACAUUUCGUCUGGAACGGACCUACUCGAGAAUCCAAAGUCUUUUGGUAGAGGGCCAGGAAUUAGAAGGAGUUACCAGGCUGCCACUUUUUGCAAUACACCCUGUUGACUUGAAGUUUAUGACACUUCACAGUCACAGGUUAAUAUUCAGGGACAUCAGGACAGGAAAAGAGUUUUACGCGCAUCCACCAAACCCGUUUGAUUGCAGCAAUAUCGAGUUCUCCCAGUGUGGCAAAUAUUAUGUCAUAAAGUUCGGAGAUCAAUCCCAUCCACACAUUUUCCCCGUUCCGUGGCAGGUUACAGAAGACGACAUGUCCAACCCGGCAUCUCCUCCACAAAUAAGUCUCAAAAAGAAGCGCAAGCUCGAGCAUACCCCGACGGAUUCUUUCGAAAUGAUGAUUUCCAGCGCUAACGGGUCAUACAAUGUCGAUAGCUCAUCUACCAUAGUAGAUCCCGAAGCUAACAUGGCCUUGUCCAUAUCGCCCGCGCACACCGAAGAACUGGGAUACUCUCACGGCAUUCAACUUACACGGCUUGACACUGAGUCGGGAACCAAGUCCUCGUGCACUCUUGUGACUAUUCCGGAAACAACGGAUCCCAGAUACACGAAAGCAACGGUCACACUAUUGGACAGUGAACGAGACACCAAACGAGUUAGGAUAGUGCUCACGCCUGAGGUUCACAGCACGUAUGAGUCGGAUGUGCCAACUAUCUCGUCUCAUUUACCUGCUAUCAUUGAUCGUGAGACGUCGACUUUGAUUCCUGGCCCAGAGCAGAAAUAUAUCGCGCAAUGA